Paramecium sonneborni is the source of this 2571-nucleotide messenger RNA. The record is from the annotation of a GenBank genome assembly. Lineage: Eukaryota; Ciliophora; Oligohymenophorea; Peniculida; Parameciidae.
AUGUAAAAAGAAGAAACAAUUAUAGAUAUAUUAUCAAAAAAAUUUACUCACAUUGAAAAAUACACUAAUUAAACAAUUAAAUUAGAUUAAAAGAUACAAAAAGCGAUUAUAUUUGUUGGAUUUACAAGGGAAAUGUUCGAUGAAUUUUUUAGAUCUGAAUAAUAACAAGUUACAUUUGACUAAGAAAUUUUAUGUCCUGCUUUUAAUAAGCUUAAUGAGAAAAAUAACAUAAUCAUUUAAAAAAUAAGGGACAAAAAAGAAGAGAUAUAUCAGUUAAAUUUUCCUAAUCUUUUUGAAAACGUUCAAGAACAUAUAGAUGACUCAUUAAUCAUUUUAAGUAAAAUUUUACUAGAAAAAGUAAUUUUGUAGUUGAAUAAAAGUUGUAAAUUUCAUUUUGUGAUAAAUUAUGAACAUUUUAAAAAUUAACUCCUCGAAUAAUAAGACUAAAUUAUAUUCGAUACUCUUUUAUAAAUUGGAAAAUUCAAAUUUUAAUCUUAUGAAUUAUGUUUUGUUAUCCCUUCUGUUAAUCCGUAACAGGUAAAAUAUUUAUUUGAAAAAAAAUAAUUGUCUAAAAUGAUUGAAAAACCUUUGAUGUUUAAGACUACUACAUAUCAAGAAAUAACAAAUCAUGUAAAGAAUUCUCUUGAUUUUUAAUCAAGAGAAGAAUAGAAAGAACCAUUUUAUGGAUAUACUACUUAGCUUUAAAACAAUUGGCAAGAAGAAUUACUUAAAUAUAUUAAUAAUAUCUUUUUUUCUUUUUAACAAAAACUUCUUAGGUGGCAAUAACAAGAAAACAUUAUAAAAGUUGAUUCUAAUAAAGCAUACUUUAAAAUUUUUUUAUAAGAUUUUUCUUUUAGGUGUAGACAGGUAAGCAUAAAUUUCAUAGAAAUAAGUAAAACAAUAAUAUAAUUAAAUUAAAUUAUUGAUAAAUAUGAUUAAACACUUGGAGAAAUUUUGAAAGGGGUAAAAAAUUAAAAUACAUUUAAAGAAUUUCUAAGAAAGGAAAAAAUAAAUCCAUCUGAUAUGUAAAUAGAAAAAUUCUAAAUAGAAAACUAGAAUUUAGACAAAAUUAUUAAUUUUUUUAUUACCUAUAACUACAAUGACUUUAAAGAUUUAUAAAUUAUAGAACUUCAAAUGUUUUAACAAUAAUUAUUCUAAUGGGUGUAAUAUUAUGAUUUAGAUUUAGAAUUUAAUUUCUAUGAAAUAAAAAAAGUUUCAGCAAGUAUUACACAAAAAUAACCUUUGGAUAAAGCUGUCUUGGUUCUAGGAGAAACAAGAGUUGGUAAAAGCACAUUCCUAAAUGUUUUGCAAAAUCCAGAAAACUUAUAGAUUGGAAAAAAACUUGACAGAUUAAUCUAUGAAGUAAAGAAAGAUUAAGUAAGCCCAAUAAAAAUUGGACAUAAUCUGAUAAGUGAAACAUAAUUUUUACAAUAAUUAGAAAUAGGCUAAAUUCAUUAUUUUGACACUCCAGGAUUUAAUGAUACGAGAUCAGAAUUUAAAAGAAUAUCAGAUCUAAUAAAUAUUUAUGAAUAAAUGAGAGUCAUCAAAUAAUUAAUUAUAAUGGUUGUUAUCGAUUGCUCAGAACCAUUCUCUUUUAUAAAUAAAAUUAAAGCGGCCUUUAAUCCAAUACUUCAAAUGUUAAAAAACAAAAAAGAAAUUCCAAAUUUAUUAUUGGUUUUGACUAAAAUGGGUUCAAAUAUAAGAGAAGAAAUUAUCAAUAAUUGGGAAGAGCUAGUCCAAGAUUAAUUAUAGAUACAAUAUCCCUUUAUUUAAGAGAUUUAUUGCAAUAAUAAGAAGUGUUUAUCAUUUUUGAAACCUGAUUAAAAAGAGGUUUCAGAAAAUCCAACAGCAUAUUUUUAAUAGAUUUAGAAAAAAGUUCAAUUAAUGAUUACAGAAAUGUUUUAAGAUGAAUCUUAAGUAUAAAAUAAUUUAGAUUCCUAAUUCCAAAUUUAAGAAGAAUUGUUAAAAUAUUACCAAAAGUGUUAUCCUCAAAUUUAAUUAUUAAUUAAGUAAUCAAUUGUAUAGAUUAAAUGUGGCAUUGAAAAAAAAAUUUUGAAUUCUGAACUUUUUGAACAUAAAGAGUAAAUUGAAGAAUUGAUAAAAUUAAUUAAGGAACAACCCAUUAUAAAUAAAUUAAAUAUGCUUUAAGUAUUAGGAAAGUUGAAAAAGUGGGCUUAAAAGUUUGAAGAUGAAUAAUUAAUUUAUAGUAGCUUACAUCAAACAAUAGAUAAUAUUGAAAUAAUGAUUUAAAUUGGAAAAUAUUUAGCUAAUACAGAAAAUAUUACUCCAGUUUCAUUAGAACUAUUUUAAAAAUGGCUUGAAAAAAUAGUGUUUAAAAUGAAUACAAUAGAAAAUACUAUAUAUGGUGUUAUGGCUAUGGCUGUAGCAACUGUUAGCCCGUUAUUGGUUGAAUCAUUAACUCUUUCUGCAAUUUUAGGUGUUUCUAGAGUUUUGGCUCCUAGACUUAUAAUAAGAUAUAUAGGAAAUAUGACAGUAGACAGGCUUUUUUUAUUACUGAAAAAUUAUAUAUUAAAAAGGUUAUGCAACUCGAUGAUAGGUGAAGAGAUCUGA